CGUCACCUCUCAUAGCAUAUAGUGUACAGAUGAACAGAUGAACGUAUCCUAGCUUGGAUCCACCACCGCCUGUCGCCUCCUUCUCGUCUCGAUCUUUGGCUGCAAUGUCGGCAACGACACCUCCCCCCUUACCCACCAUCAUCUGGGACGACGACCUCGAGCCCCACAAUCCUGUCGACUUUGCUGAUUGGCCCACCAAGUUCAAGACGUACGGAGACGACGAUUCGAUGCGAUACGAUCCCGGUCAAAAGCGAGCCGCCAGGUUUCCCUCGUCGGCCUGGCAGGCAAAGCCUGAGGAAGACGUCGUAGUGUCCGCGUUCAUCAAGAUCAUCGAACACCGUUGCCCGGAAGACCAUGCGAUCUCCCUCGGCGACUCGUUUACUUUUCACGGGCUGGAAAACCUAGUUGUUACCGACAAUAUGGGCUCUGGACCGAAAGAGACGUACGCAUCGGCGUGCAAGAGAUACAUCAAGGGUAAGGAAGUCGCCGCAGCGGCGCUCCAUAUGGAUCAGCCUUCCUCCUUUCACUCGUCCCAGGUCUCGGUACUCGACCUUGACCGUGCUGCCUUUCGCUCGAUGGGUGACAAGGUCGCUGGACAGAGACUGCUCGAUAAGUUGACUGCUGUACCGAUGAGAGCCGACCUCUUCGGCAACGGUUCCGUUUACAAUCGAGAGCCAGUGCCGUUGCGGCCGUUCCGGUGCGUCUUCUUGGGCGAAGCCAAACCUCCCACAGGAUCCAUGAGGACACAGAUCGCACAUCUCAUCCAAGCUCUGAAGUACGCCGUCAUCGGGAGAGACAUGUUUGGGACGGUACACGUGUUGUUGAUAGUAGGAAUGGCGUUCAGGAGGAUCGUCUGCGAUCGAAACAACGACGACGUUUACGUGGAUAUUGGGACGAAGGCGGGCGGGGAAGUGAUCGAGGUGGAAGAGAUGUCGCUGAUCGAAUUGUUAUGGUACGGAUAUGUCCAAGCCGCUCCUCCGCAGAUGCCGACGGUGGCUUCUGUGGGCCUCGCCUCGACUAGUCAGGCGCCCGUGCCUGCGACCGCUGACGCUGCAAAGUCGAGGGGAAUCAGCCAGGUCAAAGCUCUUCCGAAGGCCAAGGCCAAGUCCAAGAUUAAACCCUAUUCGAGACCUCCUCCAAACAAGGCGAAAAAGACCCAGAACCCAUCCCCGCUUGCCGACAAGUUGUUCUAUCGCCUUUCCAAGCCGGAUCCUUCGUCGCCUAGACCUCGAUCCGAUACCGACGCCCGCCAUGCUCUCAUCUCCUUUCUCGACCACGCGGGUCAGACGCAUUUCGACAUCCUUGGAAAUGUCGACGAGACUCCGGAGAGUCCAUUGCGAGGUCUCACCGGCCGGUGGGCAAGGGUUCGGGACGUCAAGCUGGAGCAGCUCGGAUCGGCAGCGGUCACUAUCAAAGCGUGUUGGUCGGAUUUGCCGGUGGGCGACACGGAAACGACGAGCAGUCAGAAGCUGGGGGGUAGCUAUGCGAACGGCGAUGACGGUGGCGACGUUGGUAGCAACGACGACGACGACGACGACGACGACGACGAAGACGAUGAUCAUGGGCCCGAGGGAGAAGGUGAAGGUGGAAACAAUGGCGAAGAAGACGACCAUGAACCGAGGCGAACGCCUCGAUCGCCACCCGUCGAUGGCUUGCCAUCAAUCGGGACCAGUCCCGCUGAUCCGAACGAACGAUCUGGAAAUGAAGACGAGAAGCGAUACCAAUACCCGUCCACGGGCGACGACAUGUUCUGGGAUACUUUGGGAGUGAGCGCCUUCAAAAGGGAGCAAGAGGAGCGCGAUCGCGAGAGGCAGGAACGGCGCCGGGCUUGGCUGGAGCAGUACGAACCGUUCACGAGAGUCCGCUCGUGACGUUCCGGGAGGACCCCAUCCACAACAGCGCGCCAUCAUCUUGCGACAACAUGCACGACACUCGAUUCUCGAAUCCACUUUCCCUUGUCCUUUAUAUGACCCCCGAUCGACUCGUUUGAUUGUUUGUAACUCUUUUAUGGCGCGUGUCCGCUGUGAAGAUUUUAUGUGUCUUUCUCAUACAUCAGUCGCAGCGUUUGUCUUUGGCGCUACAAG
Molecule: messenger RNA, 2084 nt
Organism: Filobasidium floriforme
Lineage: Eukaryota; Fungi; Basidiomycota; Tremellomycetes; Filobasidiales; Filobasidiaceae
Exons: 2
Coding region: 105-1871 (588 amino acids)
Source: RefSeq, a predicted model, not a curated record